AUGGCGGACGUUGAGGAUUACCUCGAGGAGGGCUUUGACGCCCACAAAGUCACCAUCCCGCGACUACGAUCUAUACUCGUCACCCACAACAUCGAGUACCCCGCAACAGCAAAGAAGGCACAGCUGGUUGAGCUAGUCGAGGAGCAUGUCUUGUCUCAGGCUCCCAAGCUCCGAGCCCAGCGGGCAAGAGCCAAGCGAUCUAGCAUGGGUAUCGUCAAUGCCGGUAGCGCCGAAGACACGGGUACCUGGGACGACUAUGAUCUUGCCCCCCCAUCAGUCUCGAAACGGCGAUCCAAGUCUCCUCGAAAGGUGUCAAGAGGAAUCAAGACUGAGGACGAUGUCCCAGCAACCCCCGCCUCUAGGCUUAGAAGCCCGACGAAGCGGAGCACACGAUCCGUGAGCCGGGCACUCUCCCAUGUCGAUGACCACGAUGACUAUGAGGCUCCUCGCUCGACCCGUCAGACUCGGCGAACCGUUACACCUAAGAUCAAGGCGGAGCCCGAGGAGGAGGAGACCAUCAUGCCAGAUCCCGAUGAGAGCGUCUUCACAUACGAUAACCCAUUCCAGAGUGGGAGCUCGCCCGCUCAGAAGACUCCAACCAACCGACGACGCACAACUGGCGGCGGAGACACUAUCCGAAGCGUCAAGUCGACUUCGAGGCGACGAACAGAUGGUUAUUCCGAUAAUUAUGAAGAGACGCUUGAAGCCCCGACUCCCAAAUAUCGCGAGCCAACUCCCAAGUAUCGUGAGCCGACUCCUGAUCUACUUGAGCCCGGCGAGGAGUUCACUCCUGAUGAGCAACUCGAGUUAGAGGAGGCAGCAAGCAGAGGGGAGACUACGAUUGAGCCGCGCAAACCUGCUGGUCAGGUCGCUCGCAAGGGUGGUCUUGGCGCGCCCCUGCUGGUCCUCUUCAUGGCCCUCUUGGGCGCGUAUCUUGCCUGGUAUCGACAGGAGAAGAUGGCCGUCGGUUACUGUGGGAUCGGAGCACCAGCAAAGUCGUUGGUUCCACCAGAGAUUCCUGUUCCUGACGCUCUCCUCCCAUACAUCGAGCCUCAGUGCGAACCUUGCCCUCAGCACGCCUACUGCUUCAAGGACUUUUCUGUUCAAUGCGAGCAUGACUUUAUUCUCAAGCCGCACCCCCUGUCCUUUGGUGGCCUAGUUCCUCUGCCACCUACCUGCGAGCCUGAUGGCGAAAAGGCUCGACGAGUCAAGGCUGUAGCCGACAAGGCCAUUGAAGAGCUCAGAGAACGUCGGGCCAAGUAUGAGUGCGGAGAGCUUGUUACUGAGGAUGGCAAAAAGGAGGAGUCUCCUGCCAUCCCCGAGCAGGAACUUAAGAAGACUGUCAGCCGAAAGCGCUCCAAGAGACUCAACGAGGAUGAGUUCGAUGAGCUCUGGGCUGCUGCCAUUGGAGAGGUUACUGCAAGGGAAGAAAUCGAGAUUGUCGAGACAGCACCACCGCCCGGUUCCCCCGAUCUUCCAGAACGACGGCUAUCGUCCACGUCUCUCGCUCGCCUUCCGCUCACCUGCGCGCUCAAACGAUCGCUCAGACUCAGCCUGGCAAGAUAUCGACUCACAAUUGGACUUUUAGUCACGUCAAUCUUGACUGUCUUGUACAUGCGAGCCCGAUAUCGCAAGCAUGUCGCUACCUCGGCUCAAGUUCCUGCUCUGGUUGACUUGGUCCUGGGAAGAUUGGCCAACCAGAAGGAGCUGGGUGAGGAAGAUAUCGAUGACCCUUGGUUGUUUCUGCCUAACCUGAGAGAUGAUAUCCUACGCUCCGUGCACUCGCUCUCGGAGCGUGAGCGCAUCUGGCAGAGAGUGCGAGUUGUGGUUGAGCAAAACAGCAAUGUUCGAACCAGUCAAAGAGAAGGUCGCAGCGGCGAAGUCGGCCGUGCUUGGGAGUGGAUUGGUCCUGUCGCAGGCGAUGGAGCUAGAAGACGACGAAGUGGGCGCGUGUCACUCGGCCCCGGAGUAGAUGAGUCUCCAGCAGCAAAGGGGACUCCGGAGCCCAAGAAGUGGGAAGAUCCGAGGCCGAUCUACUAA
Molecule: messenger RNA, 2040 nt
Organism: Fusarium keratoplasticum
Lineage: Eukaryota; Fungi; Ascomycota; Sordariomycetes; Hypocreales; Nectriaceae
Exons: 2
Coding region: 1-2040 (679 amino acids)
Cellular component (GO): nuclear inner membrane
Molecular function (GO): chromatin binding
Source: RefSeq, a predicted model, not a curated record